Molecule: messenger RNA, 2015 nt
Organism: Cheilinus undulatus (humphead wrasse)
Lineage: Eukaryota; Metazoa; Chordata; Actinopteri; Labriformes; Labridae
Exons: 3
Source: RefSeq, a predicted model, not a curated record
AUGCGGAAGGGUCUGUGGAAACUCAACUGCUCCCUUUUAGAGGAUAGGGAGAUAGUUAGGGACUACCGGGAGCAGUACACAGAGUGGCAGACCCUUCAAGACUCAUACGAUUCACGGGCACACUGGUGGGAAAUGGUGAAGGGAAGGACCCGGACGUUCUUUAGGAAGGGAAGUCCCCAGGAGAUCACGGACAGCCUCCUGCUGAUCAGAGACACCAUCUGUUAUGCGAGAGACAGAAACAUUAGGCUGGUAGUCCUAAAUUUAGACUUUGAGAAAGCUUUUGAUCGGGUCUCGCACCAGUACCUGUUCCAGGUACUGCAAAAAAUGGGCUUUCCUGACAGGUUUAUAGCUUGGGUGGGACUGCUGUACCGGGAUAUCAGCAGCAAAUUUCUUGUUAAUGGGCACCUGACAAAAGCAGUGAAUAUCAACUGCGGCGUCCGUUAGGGUUGUCCGUUAUCUGCCCUCCUCUAUGUGCUCUGUAUUGAACCACUGGCACAGAUCUUGAGAAGGGACCAAUGGAUCAACGGGGUGGGAAUACCAGGGAGUGGGGGACUGACCAGUAAGUGCUUUAUCUACAUGGACGACAUCAACCUUUUAUGUACCGACCUUUUAUCUGUCAACAGGACGCUGGACUUGACUGACUGGUUCGGACUGGCCUCUGGGUCUAAAUUAAACAGACACAAGACCCAAGCCCAAUUUUACGGACCAUGGACGGCGACUGAACAGACCGGACUUCCUCUGACAGUGACCCAGACAGACAUUAAGAUACUGGGGGUCAAAUUUGACAAGGAUGGGGGAGGGAGGACUAAUUGGCCAGACAAGGUUGGGAAGGUCAGACAGAGACUUGGGCACUGGCGACUACGACGACUGACGAUGGAGGAAAAGGUUUUAAUCAUCAAAUCAGUGAUUUUACCCUUGCUUUUAUUGAUCAGUUGUGUUUUUAUCCCACCAGGAAAUGUGCUUUUAGACCUGGAACGUGCCAUUUUCUACUUUUUAUGGGAGUCCAAAUGGGAACGUCUGAGGAGGGACAUCGUGAAGCGGCCAAAGGAGAAGGGAGGGAAAGGCGUUCCCGACCUGUUUUUAUUCCUGGGAGGAGGAUACACCACCCUCAAUAUAAGAGCUGCCACGGCCCCAUCCAGAAACCCCAAGACGGCGGCCAUGGCCCGGUUCUGGAUGGGAUCCUACCUCAGGAGGCUGAAGUUCCUACCCAGUGAUCUUAAAGUGCCAGUGUCUUUUAAUCUACCCCCUGCUUAUGGUUUUAUCCAGAAGUUUUUAAAGCAUUUUAACCUUGAAAAGGAGGAGUUGCAUGUUUUAUCUAACCACCGUUUUAUCACCUCUGUUGUGCAGGAGCGGGAACCAGUGAGCCCAGUGCGGGGGCUUGCACUAGGCGAGCCCACCCAAGUUUGGCGCAACGUGAACCAUCCUGUCCUCCCGAACCGACUCCGGGACCUGUCGUGGAUGGUGGCUCACGAGAUUCUCCCGGUCAGGUCCGUUAUGCACUCCCGGGGCAUGUCGGCGUCCUCAAUCUGCCCCCGGCCGGGUUGUGGCGCGCCUGAGUCGGUGAGGCAUCUGCUCUGGGAGUGCAGCGCUGCCGUAGAACAGUGGGCACUGGCCAGCUCCUUGCAAUUCCCGUGCUUACCAGCGGGGGAGGCCCUCACAGCACAGCUAGUGCUGUAUGGAGUGAGCCCGACCCAACCACCAUCUGGGGCCUUCGCACGGCAGUGGCUCACUCUCGCCGCCAUCAAAGACGCCACCUGGGCCUCCAGAAACCUGCUGGUGAGAAGGCACAAGUAGAUCCCCCCCGUGGUCGUGAUCCUGAAGGCAGCAGCGGCGGUCUGACAGCCGUCGCUGCAGGCGGCGAGCCGAGGACUCGGCCACAAAGAAGAAUCGCCUCUGUGCUCAUUCAGAUGAAGGAGCUGGAGUCACACGGGAAAAGUUCGAGGCAGCGGCAGACCUGGCUCUCCGGGAGAGGCAGGUGGGCAGGAGCAGCAGGGGGGGGUCCCCUCUGAGCACCA